GUUUAUAAUUAUACUUUAAUACCGGUAGUUGGAAGUGCUUUUAGUAAAUUAUGUUCGUAGAAUGAAAACGUUUUUGCUGAGCUUGCUGUUUUUAUCAGCACUAUUUUCCUGUAAGGCAGUAAUCUGUAACUUUACAUAUGAGGAACAGCUGACAAAUUAUCCCGAGAAGUUGAUAAACACAAUUGCAUCGGAGAAAAAAGUUCUUCUAAAAUUAUCAACAAAACGUCCACGAUCAAAAGUUUUUAUAUGCGAUGACGGUGAUGCUGAUGGCUAUAAACCUUUUGAACCAACAAUACAUUCAGUUUUAGUUUCGUCACGUUUUGGAUCAUCAGCAAAAGAAGCAAAUCCGUUGAAUGACUCAUCUGAAGCAUUUGAACAAACGGAACCGCUUUGUGAUUCGAUCAAAUCGAGAAUAUUUCCCCAAACUUUACGUAAUUUAUUGAAUAAAAGGGUUAUAGUUAUCAAUCAUGGAAAGUUCCAACAAGAAGUAACGAUAGAAACAUGCAGUAAUGCAAAUCAGGCAUGUAAAUUUGACAUUAACUUUCCUGUCAACGUUAUAACAAAAUGUAAACAGAAAUAUCAAACGCACACAAUCAAAAUUUUAAAUGAAAAUGAUCAAAAUAUUAUCGAUGAAAGCGUAUACAUACCGUCAGGUUGUGAAUGUCAAUUUAAAUAUAAAGCAUUGAACUGAUCUAAACAAUAUUUUGCAUUUCAUUCAUACGCUUGACUCAUUCAUAAUUUCCUACUCGAAGGGGC
Chironomus riparius is the source of this 756-nucleotide messenger RNA. Lineage: Eukaryota; Metazoa; Arthropoda; Insecta; Diptera; Chironomidae. The record is from the annotation of a GenBank genome assembly.